Messenger RNA from Leptonychotes weddellii (Weddell seal), 1757 nucleotides. NCBI's taxonomy places the organism in Eukaryota, Metazoa, Chordata, Mammalia, Carnivora, Phocidae. The record is from RefSeq and is a predicted model, not a curated record.
AUGGCCUCCGGUCACCUGGCCCCCAUCCUGCCCCACAGCCCCAGCACCCUCUCUCUAAACCGAAGCUGCUCAGCCCAGGCCACUUGGAUGCUGGCCACGUCCAGAGACAUUGAUGCUCUGGCCUCGAAUGUCCGCAGUGCUUGGGGGCAAAGGCCUGCUCUGCACUGUGUUCCUCACCCCAUCCGGCUCCCUUCCCAUCCAGGCUCACCCAGCGUCCUCGAUGACCCCAGGUCUGCAGGCGUGGCCACCUUCGUCAUCCAGGAAGAAUUCGACCGCUUCACUGGCUACUGGUGGUGCCCCACGGCCUCCUGGGAGGGUUCAGAAGGCUGCAAGACGCUACGGAUCCUGUACGAGGAAGUUGAUGAGUCCGAGGUGGAAAUCAUCCACGUGCCCUCUCCCGCACUAGAAGAAAGGAAGACGGACUCCUACCGAUACCCCAGGACAGGCAGCAAGAAUCCCAAGAUCGCCUUGAAGCUGGCCGAGUUUCAGACUGAUAGUCAGGGCAAGGUCGUGGCGACACAGGAGAAGGAGCUGGUGCAGCCCUUUAGCGCGCUCUUCCCCAGGGUGGAGUACAUCGCCAGGGCCGGGUGGACCCGGGACGGCAAGCACGCCUGGGCUAUGUUCCUGGAUCGGCCCCAGCAGCGGCUUCAGCUCGUCCUGCUACCCCCAGCCCUGUUCAUCCCCACUACCGAGAAUGAGGAGGAGCGGAUGGCCUUCGCCAGAGCAGUGCCCAGGAACGUCCAGCCGCAUGUCGUGUAUGAGGAGGUCACCGAUGUGUGGAUCAAUGUUCAUGAUAUCUUCUAUCCCUUCCCCCAGUCAGAGGGAGAGGAGGAGCUCUGCUUCAUCCGUGCCAACGAGUGCAAGACUGGCUUCUGCCACUUGUACAAAGUCACCGCCAUCUUAAAGCCCAGUGGCUACGACUGGAGUGAGCCUCUCAGCCCUGGGGAAGGUGAGCAAAGCCUGACUAACACCACCGCUCACCCAGUCAGCCGUCCGUGGUUCAGUGCACUGCUUACUCACUGGCCCCGCCCUGUGACCAGUCCCAUGAGGGAGGGUCAGGAUGAAGAAAAAGCCAGCCUUUCCCGAACAUCGGUCACGGCCUGGCAGGGGUUAUUAGAGCCAGCUGUUCAUUCAGUCAGUGGUAUCUGUGUAGCACUUACUAUGCUCCAGGCCUGUCUCACCCCAGCGGUUGGCACACCACAGCCACGGAUCAAAUCUGGCCCACUGCCUGUUUUUAUAAAUAAAGUUUUAUUGGCACAUGGUCACGCUCAUUCAUUUAUGGAGUGUCUGUGGCUGAUCUCAUGCCACCAUGACAGAGUUGAGUAGUGUGACGGUGGUGUGACAUGUAUCUUGCAAAGCGGAAAAUAUUGGCUAUCUGGCCCUUCAUAGGAAAAGUGGCCAACCGCUGCUCUAGGUGCCAGGGGUAUAAUUAUAAAAAGAGAAAGGAAAAUCCCUGCCCUUACGGAACUCUCUAGUGGAAGAGAUGGGCAGUAAUGCAAAAACAAUCGAGAGUGAUGUUCGUGGUGGCAGAUGCAGCAGGAUAAGAGUCUAGAGAGUGAGGGGCCUUCUUUCUAGCAUGGGAGGUCAGGGAUCAUCUCUGGAUAAUGUGUUAUGAAGCAGAGACCUGGAACAGGUGGCAGAGGCAGCCCCACAGAUCCCAGGUUGAGGGCACAGCUUGUGCAAAGGUCCUGGGGCAGUAGCUGCCUGGUGUGUUGGAAGAGCAGUGAGGAGGCCCUUGUGGCUGGAGCAGAGUGAGU